CCCGUUGAUGACGCGCCGGAUGGUCUGACUCUUGCAAGUUGAGCAACUUAUUUGCUCCAGCCGUCAGCAAGCUUCACUUGUAACUGUUUACCGCUUUCUCUCCUUCGGCUGGUGGUUGAACAUGCGAAACACCAGAGAGCUCCGCAGAGCUGGCGUCUCUAAAGCUUUCUACUGGGACUUUGUGAAAUUUUCUCCUGUUCAAAUCUGUUAGACGACGAGAACAACAGUGCAUCCCCUAAAAAAGUGGCAUACCGCGAGAAAAUGUCGUUACUUCCUGUCUAAUGAAGUGUUGGCGCGACUUUAGGCUUGGAAAUAUCAACAAAGCCCAUAAGAAAACUCAGGUUAUUGCAAAAGCAGAGCAAUUUGAAAGGAUGGAGACUUAUGAUGCCUCUGGUUAUGGUGUUAAUGAAGAUUCAGUGGAUAUCUAUGAAGGCCUUGAUCUUGGAAAUGGCAGCAACACUGAAACGUCGCCUGCUGUUAGCUUGGGGCUGAAAGACUCAAUGGAUCUUUAUGAAGAUAUAGUGGCAGAGGAACAGCAGCACAGAGAGUCCUCGUACUCUGAGUUAAAAUCCAGAUUUCAAGCAGCCCAACAGCAAAUUAAUGAGCUGCACAAAAUGCUUGAGCAGAUGGAAAAGCAGAAUACCAGGUUGAGCACUGAAAACAAUUGUCUUAAAAAGAACAUCUCUUCACUGUUACGAACAGCAAAGCAAGAAGUUGUUCGGAAAGAUGCUGAGAUUCAAAGGUUGAGUCAGGGGACCCAGAGAUUUCAUCAUCAUCUGACUUGGACAAAAAGUAUCCGGAAUCCAAGUUCGGCUGGUCGACCAUCCACCACCUGCUCCUCAGCAAGAACACUUUCACCACUACACCCUCCUCCACCAAAUUCACAGUCUAAGGAGGAGCCUCCUCUAGCAGAUGCCCCUCAACCUUCCACAAAAGAAACUUGUCAUUUCAACAACUCUAUAAAACCCUUACGCCAUAACCACUCAAAAAGAGAACAUGUAGAACAAGUAGGUGACAUACAGACUGAACCAGACAGACAUGAGCCCAGAGACAGAGAGGAGAAAUGUCAAUAUCAUAGACGGCUUGGAAACUGUUUGCAUCAUAGCAAGGACUCUGACCACAAACAAGCCCACAAAGAUACUGGACAAGGACAUGGCUCUCGGUCACACAAAAAUAGGAAGUAUCAAAACGUUGAGAGACACUCUCGAUCAGACGGAACUCAAUCUUCGUCACAAGAACGUUUAUACACUGCAGCUUCCUCUGAACACAAGAAACAAGGCGAUAAAGUUCAGAGAACAGAUAAAGCCACAUCUGUCUCUUUAGAACACAAUACAGUUCCCGAUUACCAGUCAGGAGGAAGCUGCAGCUCCGAGUAUGGAAAAAUCUCCAAAGGUCACAGAUAUGAUAAGCAGUCCAAUUCAAAGGACAAGAAAAGCUCUUCCCCAGAUCCGCCUGCUAAGCGCUGCGGUGAUGGCACUAAAGAACGAGAUAGGAAUCGACAAAAAUGUUAUCAUAAAAGUGUAGACAGAAGGCGUGAGGGUGAAAUCAGAAGAAGGCACCACAGAAGAAGCAGCCAGGAGGAGAGUAGCAGAGAACGGGAGAAGCAGAGAGCCAAACAAUCAGGAAAGGUUGAUGUGUGUAAGGAAGGAAGAUGGGAAAAGAAAUCUAAAGAUGUCAAAAGAUCAUGUGAAAAUCCUAAUCCAGAUGCUAAUAUCUCUGUGGAUGGCAAUAAUUCAAACAGGAAAUUGUGUUUUAUGGAAGUACUGAAUCUAACUCUUUCACCAAUCAAAAAGCAUUUGCUCCCCAGAGAUGGCACUCCAGAGGAACUUCCAAAGGUAGAUUAUGUUGAAGACAGAUCAGCUCAGAAAGACUCACAGCCUAACAUAGACGAUAUGUACAUUAUUGAUGAAGUAGACAACAGUGAGGUUGCAGAGCAAUCCACAGAGGACCUCAAAGCUCAGAGUACCGGGAAGACCAGUAACAGGUUUGUUGUGGAAGACUUAAAAGAACAUGCCAGAAAUGUGACCGCAUCACCUGGCAAAACCAGUAGUAGUUCCCCUCAAAACCAUUCCCAGGAUACAGCAGAGGAUGAGAGGACAGUGCUCCAUACUAUGCAGUCUCCAAAGAGUUGUUCUCUAAAAGCAGUGCAUGAUUCGAAACUUUGUGAGGAACAGUCGCUGUUGGUCUCAAACGGCCAGAUAACUGAACAUGGUCAGCUGGAAGUCACAGAGAGCUCACAGCCCAGCAACCCAUCUCCACACAGGUUGGAACAACACAAAAGCACUGAAGUACAAACCAUUCAGUCUGAACAUGUUGCUGAUCUUUCUGCUGAUGUUAUAGAAGCUGCUGAUGUUCAUUCAGAUGAAAGUCCUGUCCCACAGAGUGUCAUUCAAGAUGUAGUCAAUGAAGCUGCAGCAUCAGCUCAGUCAAAGGGUGCAAAUGACACGGAAGACAUGUCUGAGACAUCCAGAAUUGAAGAUCAGCAGUGGCAUCAGGCUGUCUCACCUAGUAUGAGUCAGCAAGGUCUCUGUCUUCCAUCUUCAACCAGUGUCACUCAGGGGAACAAUAAUCAUGGUCGAGAAGAAUGCUCUAAAGACUUGGAUUCAGUGUCUAGUACUAUCUGUUUGGAUUCACUUUCACCAGAAGGGCUGAGUCUAACAGAGGCCAUUGAUAUUAUGACGCAGACAAACGUAGGCAGCUGUGAUGGCAAGACCGUCACUAGUCAGCCCAACUCCUCUGUUGGCUGUAUCGGAGUAUCCAAGGUUAGCAGCACAACAGAGGAGGACACGUCCCCAGAGAAAUAUAGCACCCCCACAGUUACUCCUACUAAGAUCUGCAGUCAGGACUAUAAUACUGAGCCAUCCAGUUCUGUGUCAUUACCUCAUGAUGAAGACUCCAUGAUGCACACACUGAGCAAUCUGAAGAGAAUCCCUGAGGCCAUCAGCCCUCUGAGGAGCCCAGUACAGAUAGCUAAGAGAAGUGGCCUCCAUCUGCAAAGCAGGCUUGGACAUGUAAAGAGCCUUCAAAAAGAGCUAUCCACCACUGCUGCUGAGACCACCUCAAAGAAAUUGGAUGUUAACAAGGAGAACAAAUAUCCAGAUGCACAGAACGUGGUUAACACUGUGCCCGAGCAGACUUCAUGCCAUUUUGACACAGAAUUGGAAGAAGGUGAAAUUUUAAGCGAGAGUGACGAGGCAACCUCAAGUUCUCCUGUUCCUGCUACCAAGAGGGCAAAGUUAACAGAACCAGUCAGGAAUAAACCAAGCCUCACAUCUUUUUUAGGAAAAAAUCCUGAAGAAUGCCAAGUUGCUCCUAAGGAAUCUCUUGAUUCUGCUGCUGUCUCAAUGCAGAGUCCUAGAAGUCGUUUUAAAACAAUUUGCCCAACAGCAAGCAAAGCAUCAUUUUCAACUGUAGAGGAAAUAAUGGAGACUUUCAAGUUGGUUCGCAGGGAGAUGCGCAAAAAAUACAUGAAGCUUCACAAAACAUUUCCUAAGAAAAGCUUUUAUGGUGUGAUGGACAAUUUCCAGAAGUCUUUUUUAGAGUUUGUGGACGGUGCUCAGUUUGGCCAAAUAUGUGAUGAGGCCGAGAAGCUGAAGUCCAAGUUAAGGAAAUUGAUUGCAUCUGUGUUUAACAAAGUGUUAAAUAAUGGCAUUGUGAAACGCAUUUUUGAACAGCAAGCAGUCAAUCUAAAGCAAAAGCUGUGGGACUUUGUAGAUGUCCAAGUGGACUACUUGUUCAUGGACAUCCAGACAACACUAAAGAGCCUCUGCCAGCCUGUGAUGUCUCCCACUGAAGACAAGAGGUCCCGUGGAGAGAGAGUAGAAUCUCAGCAGGCUCCUUUGAAGAAGCCGCUGUGUAAACAGAACAAGGCCCAUUCACCUAUCUCCAGCCUGAACAGGACCAAGUCACGUGCACUGGUCCCUUACAGAACUGGCCUUGGAAGCAGAGGUAAAGACAUCCGGAUGUCUCGCUCAGAAAAAGAUGGCACCUCUCAUGUACAUCCUCCAGAACAUGUAAAUACACAAGCUGCAGUCGAUUUCCUUUCCUGCAACAAUCUUCCCCUGUCUCCAGAGAAAAAUAAAAUGUCUCCUUUGGUGAUCUCUCAGAAUGGCUCCAUGCUUGAUAAAACUGACUUCCAGCUUCUUACUGAACAACAAGCAUCCAAUUUGACAUUCAAUUUAGUUAGAGACUCCCAGAUGGGAGAAAUAUUUAAGUGUCUUCUCCAAGGAUCUGACUUGUUAGAAAGCACAGGUGUGUCUGGAGACACUGCAUGGUCAAUUGAUACUCCAAGGAAGGACGGAGAAAGAUUUCUUGGCUUCACCACACCAUCAAAAUUCCACUCGCCUUCCAAGUCUGAUACUUCAUCCAGACUCAUUGCUACCUGGUGCAGCAUUUCACCCCGAAAGAGGUCAUCCCCAUGUGCCAAAGAUCAGAUCCCCCUUAACCCAGCCUUAUUUGAUGAAAGUUGCCUCUUAGAGGUUCCAUCUGAAAACAGAGCACUGUUGCAGGGCAGCCUGACAGCUGAGAAAUCAUACUCUAUUUUAGCUGAAGAUCUUGCAGUCUCUCUAACUAUUCCGUCGCCUCUUAAAUCGGACAACCACCUCAGUUUCCUACAGCCUGCAGGCAUUGGGCUACGAGUGGCGUCCACUCCAGACAGCGUUAUUAGUGCACACAUAGGUGAGGAUGCCCUGUUGGACGGAGAGGAUGCUACAGAGCAGGACAUUCACCUGUCCCUCGACAACUCCAGCUGCAGCUCUAAAGACAGCACCACCUCAGAAACACCUGUCAGUGAUUUAGUCUUCAAGCCUGAUGUUCCAAUGCAGGCACUGGUGAUUGAGAAGUCCAAUGACCACUUCAUUGUAAAAAUUCAACAGGUUAACACAACUGCAGAGACCACACUGGUUGCUGAAGAGAGCUUAAGCCAGGCACUGAUAGAACAAGAUCAGCAACAUAAAGAUGAUGAUGCAGCUGGCCAGGAAUGUCAAAAUGAUACCAUUCCCUGCACGGAUCUACCUUCGGAGAACAAGUUCUGUCUUACUGAAAGCCCUGGGAUCUGUCAGCCAAACACUAGAUCAGAUGCCCCUGAACAAAGAGUGACUCUUCAAAACAAUCCUUCCAACCAAAGACAAGACAUUUCUACACAGUCUGGGAAAACCCUGCCUAAAACGGCUCCAUUAGACGACAGUUUAAACACUAGUUUUCCAAGUCCCCACAGUGUAACAGGCACAGACGAGUGUAGGACACAACUCGGAGUAGAAAUAACUCCUCCAAAAGCAAUUCCAUUCAAGUCUCAGAAACAAAUAGGCUCCUCUAAAGGAACUGCUUUCAGCAGCCGUGUUCUAAGCACCCCUUUAAGCCCAAACACAAAUCAAGAGAGUCCAGCAUCACAGACACUGUUUUAUGACUCUAGUAGAGAUGAAACCAAUGUGUCAGAGUCAGAAAAAAGUCUCACCAUUGACACAAGCAGUUCAUCAGAGAAACCCCUGAGGGGCUGUGAACAGCUCAGGAAACGGAAAAGGCGUCAGGAAAAACUGAAAACCAAGAGGUCCAAAAAGGAGAAGAGUCUGCAAGAGGCUUCUCCGUCCAACAAACCUUCACCAGUAGCUGUGUCCCCCAGCAGUCUGUCUGCCAAGAACAUCGUCAGAAAGAAGGGCGAGGUGGUGAUGGCAUGGACCAGAGAUGAAGAUCGAGCUAUUCUAAUGUACCUAAAGACCAAAGGAUCUUCAAGGGAGACGUUCUCUGCGCUUUCGGAAAAAUUAAACAAGCCAUCAAGCCAGAUUGCCGAGAGGUUUUACCAGCUCAUGAAGCUUUUUAAGAAGCAAGAGAAGAUGGACACUUGAUUGAAAUGAAACAAAAAUCUGCAUGAUGUGAUCCACUGCACUACAGUAGAACUCAAGAUGGCUGAUUUAGUGGAAGUUCUGAAGUGUUGAUUCCAAUACUGGUGCUGCUGUCCAUAGACAUCUCAAGACUUAAUUUACAAAGAAGAGCUAGAAAUAUAAUUGCUUCCUGACGAGGUUUUUUUUUUUCCUGUGUACUGAACAUGGCGUUAAUUAAAAAAGAAAACUAAAGAGUAAUAUCUGAGUGUUUGAAGCACUGUCUGUAAAUGGUUUUAUUUUUGUGUUAAUUUUUUAAGCAACUGGAGCUAUUUUUUUUAAAUUUUUUUUAUGAUCACCUUUUACUGAAAACUGAAAAUUCCUUUCUCCAUAUUAGCUGUUAGUUUGUGGAGUACCUCUGGAAACAAUUAGAAAGAUCACCCAGCCACAAAUGACUUACUGUCAGUCUGAUAGUUUGGGUUUUUUGCAGACAGUGUUUGUGUGAUGUUGGUCUUGCUAACAUUGAUGUUUCUGAUUUGAAAUGAAGCAUUUUACACGUUGACUCAAAUGUUUACAUGGCCACUCUGGGCAGCACACAAGUAAUACGACUGGUGUCAGCAGACAGUGUUCAUACAAUCUGUUUAUCUCUGUGCCUUACUGGCAUUUAGUUCAAAUCUUCCCAUUGUGUAAAUCAAAACAAUGCAUUAAGGUCAUUGUAAAUAACCUUUUCUUGAAAAUAAAGUUGUAUUUAUUUAA
Messenger RNA from Girardinichthys multiradiatus, 6569 nucleotides. It is a transcript of the gene casp8ap2, whose product is annotated as caspase 8 associated protein 2. Gene Ontology annotation, biological process: extrinsic apoptotic signaling pathway via death domain receptors; Fas signaling pathway. The coding region runs from base 282 to 5840 and encodes 1852 amino acids. The transcript has 10 exons. Lineage: Eukaryota; Metazoa; Chordata; Actinopteri; Cyprinodontiformes; Goodeidae. The record is from RefSeq and is a predicted model, not a curated record. Gene Ontology annotation, molecular function: transcription corepressor activity. Gene Ontology annotation, cellular component: mitochondrion; PML body.